AUGGUUCAGAAAUUAGAGAAACAAAUCUUCUGUAGCGCCCUUAUUAAAAAUUUUGUAGAACUUCUAGGUUGUCAACCUGCCAUUGACUCCAGCAUCUCGAUAAGCACCUGCAUGCUUGACCUCUGUAGGGGUGAAGCUGUGAACACGUAUCUUUGCAGCACUCUUCAAGGCUUGGCUGAUAUCUGUCAGAGGUCUGGGGCCAAAGCAGGUUCCAACUGGAGGAUUUCUACUCAAUGCCCUACACCCAAGUGCCCAGAAAACAGCAACUAUGAAUUCUGUGGGAGUGGCUGUCCUGCUACAUGUGCAAACCCAAACCCUCCUACAAAAUGCAACGUCACCUGUGUGGAGACGUGUGUCUGUAAAGACGGCUUUGUGCUCAGUGGCACCAAGUGUGUCCCCAAGGCUCAGUGCGGCUGCUUGUACGAAGGUCACUAUGUGGAAGCCGGAGCCUCCUUCUGGGGUGAUGAGACCUGCAAGAAACGCUAUACCUGCUCCGCUGGUGGAAAUUUGUCUUACAACGAGACUAGAUGUCCGGCCGGGCAGCAGUGCCAAGUGGUGGAGGGGAUUAGAGGUUGCUAUCCGGUCAACUACGCCACGUGUAUGGUAUCUGGUGACCCACAUUUUGUGACCUUUGACGGGGAGCGUUACAACUUCCAGGGCACCUGUGCGUAUCAGAUGGCUGGCGUCUCCUCAAAUCAAACCAGCCUGGAACAUUUUAGUGUUGUGUUGCAGAAUAAUGGUCAAGAUAAGAAGAUCGGGUCCGUUGUCAAGCUGGUGGAGGUCAAAGUGUACGGGUACACCAUCAUCAUCAGUAAAGAUAACCCUGCCGCAGUUGUGGUUAACGGUGAGCUCUCCAACCUCCCUAUGACUCUGAACAGCAAUAAGCUCCAGCUUUACAGGAACGGCUGGUUUGCUGUAAUCGAGAUAGACUCUGGAGUGAAAGUGUACUACGACUGGAACAGUAUAGCAUUCGUCACCGUUCCCAGUAAGUACAUGGGCGCGAUGCAAGGUCUUUGUGGCAAUUACAACCUCAACCCCAAAGACGACAUGCAGAUGAGAGAUGGGAAACAAGCCGUCGCUUCUGAGGAGCUCGGUCAAAGCUGGAAAGUCGCCACGAUCCCCGGCUGCGUAGACGGCUGCAGCGGCCCCUGCCCCAGCUGUAACACCACUCAGAAAGAAACCUACAACACCAACAGUUACUGUGGCAUCAUCAGCGACCCUGCAGGCCCGUUCCGUGACUGCCAUUCCAAUGUCGACCCCACGGGUUUCCUCAAUGACUGCGUGUAUGAUGUCUGUCUUUACCAGGGAAGCAGGAACAUGCAGUGCAAGACUUUGACCGCCUACACAGCCGCCUGCCAGCUGAAAGGUGCCACAGUGUACUCCUGGAGAUGCUCAGUGCCCAUCAAGUAG
Cottoperca gobio is the source of this 1410-nucleotide messenger RNA. RefSeq names its product IgGFc-binding protein-like. NCBI's taxonomy places the organism in Eukaryota, Metazoa, Chordata, Actinopteri, Perciformes, Bovichtidae. The coding region runs from base 1 to 1410 and encodes 469 amino acids. The record is from RefSeq and is a predicted model, not a curated record. Gene Ontology annotation, cellular component: extracellular matrix. The transcript has 4 exons.